UCUCAUUCCACACACCUUGCUUAGACUAAGAUUUGCUUCUGUUUCAGGAAAAAAGCAUUUACAGACUUGGCAAAAACUCUAUUCAGAGGACGCGUAGAGUCCUGAGAACCUCAAGGGGACCAGGCGACUGAAGGAUGGUGGUGGUGUUUCUGCUGGGACUCGGCUGGUUCUGCUCUCCCCUGGGAGCACUGAUUCUGGACUUCAACAACAUCAAGAGUUCUGUGGACGUGCAAGGGGCUCAGAAGGGCUCACAGUGCUUGACUGACAAGGACUGCAAUACCAGGAAAUUCUGCCUCAGGCCCCACGAGAAGCCCUUCUGUGCUACGUGUCGUGGGUUACGGAGGAGGUGCCAACGUAAUACCAUGUGCUGCCCAGGCACGCUCUGCAUAAACGAUGUUUGUACUACAAUGGAAGAUGUAACCCCAAUAUCAGAAAGACAGGUUGAUGACCAAGAUGACAUAGAUACAAAAGGAACAACGGAGCAUCCAAUUCGGGAAAACAAACCCAAGAGGAAGCCAAAUACUAAGAAAUCACAAGGCAGUAAGGGACAAGAAGGAGAAAGCUGUCUUAGAACUUUUGACUGUGGACCGGGACUUUGCUGUGCUCGUCAUUUUUGGACUAAGAUUUGUAAACCAGUCCUAUUGGAGGGACAGGUCUGCUCUAGGAGAGGUCAUAAAGAUACUGCUCAAGCUCCAGAAAUUUUCCAGCGCUGUGACUGUGGUCCUGGACUAUUAUGUCGAGAUCAAGUUAUUGGCAAUCGACAGCACGCACGGCUAAGAGUAUGCCAAAAUAUCUAAAAAGCUGCAAGUAUUUCAAAAUAAGGAAGACUCCUUAUGUAUUCAAGCAGAAAUCUCAGACAUUAACUUAAAAAUCCUUUCAUACAAAUAUCCCUUAAAAUAAGAUCUUGUAGCAGCUGAAAUAGACGGAAGUUAGAGAACCCCAAGAUACUGCCUUGUGUGAAUGGAAAAUAGCUUUAGCUUUUUGUCUAUUUCUCCAGAAAAAAAAUAAUUUUGAUCUAGUGACUCAAUUAGUUUCAAAUAAAUGUUUAAUUUCUGGUGAAGGGCUGGUACCUGACAGCAGCUUGGGAAAAAAAAGUGAUAGUAUUUGAAAUUAAAAGUAAAUGCAUUCUUGGAUCUUACCAGUGAAAAUCAUCACAGCAAGUGUUGGCUUAAAAACUCGUUUUCCUUCGUUUCUUGAAAGGAAAAUGCCAUUUCACGACAAAAUAUUUUGAUCAACAGAGAAAUAAAAUUCAAAGGGUAUUAAUGCUUUAUAUUUGCAUAGGCCUUUACAAGUUACAAAGCAUUUUCACAUAUUUUGUUUUCAACAACUUUACUUACCAUUUGAUUGUUUUUUAUAUUUUAUAUUUAUAUAAUUUUUAUAUUUGAAAGUUAGAGCUUUUAAGGAGUGUUUCUGCUUAUCUAUUUUGACCAUCCGUACUUAAAUGGUAAUCUUGGAGAAAAACUCAGGCAAAAAAAAUGACAUUUUUAUUUGUUUGUUUGAAAUUUAAGAGGCCAUAUUUUGUGAUGGGUACAUAUGAGAAGUGGUUUUGCUUAGGAAGCUCUUUCUAAUGGAUUACUACCACAUGCUACAGAUUUAAGAGAUGAGCCAUACACCUGUUUUUCUAUUUAAGUUAUAUGUUAAAAAAUCAACUAUGGGCCGACAAAAGAAAAUUAAAUUUAUGAAGGUCCCUACUUUUAAAAAAUAUAUUGAAUUGUCUUCCAGAGGCUAGGCUCUGGGUGUACAUUAACUGACUGAUUUGUAAUCAGUAAGUAGGGGUAAAGGUAGGG
Molecule: messenger RNA, 1787 nt
Organism: Trichechus manatus latirostris (Florida manatee)
Lineage: Eukaryota; Metazoa; Chordata; Mammalia; Sirenia; Trichechidae
Gene: DKK4
Product: dickkopf WNT signaling pathway inhibitor 4
Exons: 4
Coding region: 135-797 (220 amino acids)
Biological process (GO): multicellular organism development; negative regulation of canonical Wnt signaling pathway
Cellular component (GO): extracellular region
Molecular function (GO): receptor antagonist activity; co-receptor binding
Source: RefSeq, a predicted model, not a curated record